Camellia sinensis is the source of this 3142-nucleotide messenger RNA. Its product is annotated as Tetratricopeptide repeat (TPR)-like superfamily protein. Gene Ontology annotation, molecular function: RNA binding; protein binding; zinc ion binding. Gene Ontology annotation, biological process: RNA modification. The record is from RefSeq and is a predicted model, not a curated record. NCBI's taxonomy places the organism in Eukaryota, Viridiplantae, Streptophyta, Magnoliopsida, Ericales, Theaceae.
AAUUGGGAACCACCCCCACUUAGACCGAUUCACUAAUUUUUCAAAUCAAGAUUAAACCACGAAUUAAAAAAAAAAAAACUAAAUGCGACGUGGUUUUUAAAGUAAAUCUGAACCGUUGACAAAAUUUGUGAGAGAAAGAAGCUAAGAAACCAGAGUCCAUCGAACUAUAGUAUAUAGCAUAUCUCUCCAGGGGCACAGUGAGAAUCAAAAGGAGCGCAUGAUUAGAUAUUCCUGUCGUCAAACUUUGUCAACUCAAUGCAAACCCAAGUGUUGGAUUCGCUUCCCUCAAUGUGGGUUCUCAACCAACUCAAUCCUCAUGACCCAACAACAGCACAUGUUUUACUCGAGGAGUCGACCGGCUUCGGACUUCGAUUCUCAUACGUACGCCAGUUUGCUCCAGAAUUGUAUCAUCAAUGGCGAACCCACCUACGGAAAGGCCCUCCAUUGUGAAAUUCUCAAAAAAGGUGGUUGUUUGGACUUGUUUGCAUUCAAUAUCCUCCUCAACGUGUAUGUCAAAUCGGACCUCUUGUCAGAUGCACACAAGUUGUUCGAUGAAAUGAUCGAAAGAAAUACCGUUUCUUAUGUCACGUUGAUUCAGGGUUGUGGGCAAUCUCUUCGCUUUUUGGAGGCUGUUGAAUUGUUUGUUAGAUUACAUAGGGAAGGUCAUGAACUUAACCCAUUUGUUUUCACUACGAUUUUGAAGUUGCUUGUGAGUAUGGAAUGGGCAGAGUUGGGUUGGAGCGUCCACGCAUGCUUAUAUAAGCUUGGUCAUGGGUCCAAUGCAUUUGUUGGCACUGCUCUUGUUGAUGCCUACUCGGUUUGUGGACUUGUUGAUGCUGCUAGAGAAGCAUUUGAUGCAAUUGUUUACAAGGACAUGGUUUCUUGGACUGGGAUGGUGGCAUGCUAUGCAGAAAAUGGUUUUUUUGAAGAGGCAUUACAACUGUUUUCUCAGAUGAGGAUGGUGGGAUUGAAACCAAACAAUUUUACCCUCGUGAGUGUGUUUAAGGUCUGUCUUGGCCUGGAGGAGGUUGAUUUAGGGAGAAGUGUUCAUGCGUGUGCUUUAAAAACGUGUUAUGAGAUGGAUCCUUACGUGGGCGCUUCUCUGCUUGACUUGUACACUAAAUCUGGAGAUAUUGAGGAUGCUCAGCAAGUAUUUGAAGAGAUUCCUAAAAAUGAUGUGAUUCCUUGGAGUUUCAUGAUUGCACGGUACUCUCAGAGUGACCGCAGCAAAGAGGCUGUCAAACUAUUUUGUCGAAUGAGGCAAACUUUAGUUAUUCCUAAUCAAUUUACUUUUGCUAGUUUGCUGCAAGCAUGCGCAACUAUGGAAUGUUUAGACUUGGGGAAGCAAAUCCACUGCCACAUCCUGAAGGUUGGUCUUGACUCGAAUGUAUUUGUUUCAAAUGCCCUUAUGGAUGUGUAUGCCAAAUGUGGAAAUAUGGAGAAUUCAGUGGAACUAUUUGUGGAGUUGACAAAUAGAAAUGAUGUGACUUGGAAUACAAUGAUUGUUGGCUAUGUGCAAUUGGGAGAUGGGGAGAAAGCAUUGAAUCUGUUUCUACAUAUGCUUGAAGACCAAGUGCAGGCAACCGAGGUGACAUACUCUAGUGUUCUUCGUGCUUGUGCUGGCUUAGCAGCCUUGGAGCCAGGUACUCAAAUUCAUUCUUUCGCUAUUAAAACCAUAUACGACAAAGAUAUAGCAGUUGGCAAUGCUUUAAUAGACAUGUAUGCCAAGUGUGGGAGCAUUAAGGAUGCUCGUUUAGUGUUUGAAAUGAUGAGAAAACGAGACGUAGUAUCAUGGAAUGCUAUGAUCUCAGGGUAUUCCAUGCAUGGUCUGGGUGGUGAGGCUCUGAGGAUUUUUGAGAAGAUGCAGAAAACAGAGAUUAAACCUAACAAGUUGACAUUCGUUGGCGUUCUUUCAGCUUGUAGCAACACGGGCUUGUUGGAUAAAGGUCAAGCCUAUUUCACUUCCAUGGUACGUGACCACGAUAUUGACCCCUGUGUUGAACAUUACACUUGCAUGGUAGGCCUUUUAGGGCGAUUAGGCCAUCUUGACAGGGCUGUUAAGCUGAUUGAGGAAAUGCCUUUUGAGCCUAGUGUCAUGGUUUGGCGUGCUUUGCUUGGGGCUUGCGUUAUUCACAAUGAUGUUGAGCUUGGAAGAAUAUCCGCCCUGCAUGUGCUUGAGAUGGAACCCCAAGAUGAGGCAACCCAUGUGUUAAUGUCAAAUAUGUAUGCCACUGCAAGAAGAUGGGAUAAUGUAGCUUCGGUUAGGAAAAACAUGAAGAGAAAAGGAGUAAAGAAAGAACCAGGCCUAAGUUGGAUUGAGAACCAAGGCAUAGUUCAUUAUUUCACUGUAGGGGAUGCGUCACACCCUGACAUUAGAUUAAUUUAUGGAAUGCUGGAGUGGUUGAACAUGAAAGCCAAUAAGGCAGGUUAUGUUCCUAAUUGUAAUGUUAUAUUACUCGAUGUUGAUGAUGAUGAAAAAUCACGCCUUCUGUGGGCGCACAGUGAAAGAUUAGCUUUAGCCUUUGGGCUUAUUAGGACACCAUUUGGAAGCCCUAUUCGUAUCAUGAAAAAUCUCCGCAUAUGCGUGGACUGCCAUGCUGCAAUUAAGUGUAUAUCAAAGGUUGUGCAGCGGGAGAUAGUUAUAAGAGAUAUUAAUCGAUUUCAUCACUUCCAAGAUGGAACUUGCUCCUGUGGUGAUUACUGGUGAUAUGCGUUAAUGAUUACACCAUGCAUGGUUGGGUGUUCAAUGCCCACUAACAUGACUCAGUUAAGAAUUUUGUAACAUGAUUUUGAAGUGGAUAGCCUGGUUAUCCUAACAUAUUGGUGAUAGCCUAACACCAAGGUUUCAAAAAGUGGCAUUACGUAAUGGUUUCAGCAGCCAUCGCAACAUGUUAUACCGGCUGUAGCUGUGAUGGAAAGUCAUGUACGUAACAGCACUUCAGCAUCUUGAACACAUUCUGAUGCAAUUAUUGGUCUGCAUCUUUGCUCAAUUCCGAAGCAAUUGUGGUAGAAGAUUAUGGAGUAUAUCUGAAAAUUGGAGAGCUAAAUCUUAUAGAGCCAAAAAAAGCCACAGCAUUCGAACUAUUCAAACAAUGUAAUAUUUCCUCGUAGCGUAAUACAUUUUGGGCAAGGUGCUUCGGUA